AUGCGCACUUCCACAGUAGCUACAGCCGCCCUGGUCGCAGGUUCGACUCAGGUGCAUGCUGCUCCUACUUUCGGCCUGAUCUUUGGUCUGAUGAAGGGCAUCACCACUGCCGUCCACUCUGAUCUCAACCUUCUUCUGGGCUCUGUUGGUGUCGGUCUCCAGACCAAUGCCAACGUCCACGGUCAAGCUCUGGGCUUCGGUGGUGUUGGAUGUCCUUUCUCUCUCUCAAGCCAGGCUGGCGUGUCCGUAAAUGCUGGUCUUCACGGAGGUCUUUCGCACAGUAUCGGCUGGUCAGCUGGCGUCAACGGUGGUGCUUUCAUCAAUUGGAAGAGCUUCAAAGCCAACGGUGUCACGCUCUCAGGAUGGCUUGUCCAGGACAAGUCUCUCGACCUUGACUGGUGGAACAAGUACGGUUCGGAUUGCAACGACGAGUGGUCUUUGACUGCCAAGCUCGGUGCAAAGGCAGGUGCUGUCCUUGAGGCUCGCUACUCUUCAUACAUUACUACCAGCUACAUCGACUCUCUUGCCGCUGCUGGUAUCAACCUAUUGAGAAUCCCUACCCACUACUCUGCCUGGGUUUCUGUUCCCGGUUCCGGUCUCUACUCUGGUAACCAGCAGGCUCACCUCAAGACCAUCUGCGACUACGCCAUCCAGCGUCACGGUAUGCACAUCGUCAUCGGUCUUGACUCCCUUCCCGGUGGUGUCAACGGUCUUUCUUCUGGCGAACGUAUCGGUGCCACCGGUUGGUUCAACUCUGCCGAAAAUCUUUCCUACUCCUUCAAGGCCAUUGACGCCAUCCUUGGCUUCAUCUCCGCCUCUGGCCGCGUCAACGCCUUCACCAUUUCUCCCAUCAACGAGCCCUGUGAUAUUACUGCCAACUUCGCAACUACUGGUGGUCUCUCUAUCGGCGCUACCAACUUCAUCACCACUUAUAUUCAGGGUGUUGUGAAGAAGAUUGGUAAACUCGAUGCUCGUAUUCCCUGCAUGGUCCAGGAUGCUUUCCUUGGCCACGACUACUGGGCUCCUCUGUUCUCUGCCAACGCCAACAUUGUCAUCGAUUCUCACGUUUCAUUCUCCGCCUCUGCCAGCGCCGCUCCUCAGCUCUCGGCCCACCUGAUCGCUCCCAGCGUCUGCAAGCAAACUACUCUCCUCAAGGGCACUGGAAAGUUCCCCGUGUUCGUCGGUAGCUACGGUAUCCAGGCUCAAGAAGGCAACACUCUCUCAGGCCGCAAGACCAUCUACAACACUCAGAAAUACGCUUACGCCCAGAACCUUUCGGGCGGUUGCUUCAGCCACGCAAAGGCAUACUCAAACAGCGUUACCGUUUCUGGCGAGGGUUGUGCUUCUGACUACAACUCUUUCCAGAGCUUGAUGUCUGCCAACAUUGCCACCAAGAACACCGAGUCUUGCUACUGCUAA
Messenger RNA from Aureobasidium namibiae CBS 147.97, 1419 nucleotides. Its product is annotated as glycoside hydrolase family 5 protein. Gene Ontology annotation, biological process: glucan catabolic process. Gene Ontology annotation, molecular function: glucan exo-1,3-beta-glucosidase activity. The transcript is spliced from 2 exons. Gene Ontology annotation, cellular component: extracellular region; cell surface. Bases 1 to 1419 code for a protein of 472 amino acids. The record is from RefSeq and is a predicted model, not a curated record. NCBI's taxonomy places the organism in Eukaryota, Fungi, Ascomycota, Dothideomycetes, Dothideales, Saccotheciaceae.